AUCGCACCCGCCCGGGCCGCCUUCUCUUCUCCAGCGUCCGAUCUCCCACUCGCCGCCCUCACCGCAGCUCUCUCCGCUCGGUCGCUUCCCCACCUCCGCCUUCCCCGCGCGCGCGCUCGCCACCUCGCCCUCCCCUCCCUCCACGUCGCGCGCGCCCUCGCUUAUAUAAGGGUUACUGUUGGGUGGGCCGCGGUGGUUGUGGCCCUGCACCUGCAGCGCAGGAGGAGCGCAUGGCGGACGCGCCGGCGAGCCCCGGGGGCGGCGGCGGGAGCCACGAGAGCGGGAGCCCCAGGGGCGGCGGCGGUGGCGGAGGCGGAGGCGUCAGGGAGCAGGACAGGUUCCUGCCCAUCGCCAACAUCAGCCGCAUCAUGAAGAAGGCCAUUCCGGCUAACGGGAAGAUCGCCAAGGACGCUAAGGAGACCGUGCAGGAGUGCGUCUCGGAGUUCAUCUCCUUCAUCACCAGCGAGGCAAGCGACAAGUGCCAAAGGGAGAAGCGAAAGACCAUCAACGGGGACGACUUACUGUGGGCCAUGGCCACGCUGGGCUUCGAGGACUACAUAGAACCCCUCAAGGUGUACCUGCAGAAGUACAGAGAGAUGGAGGGUGAUAGCAAGUUAACUGCAAAAGCUGGUGAUGGCUCUAUUAAAAAGGAUGUUCUUGGUCAUGGGGGAGCAAGUAGCUCAGCCACACAAGGGAUGGGCCAACAAGGAGCAUACAACCAAGGAAUGGGCUAUAUGCAACCUCAGUACCAUAACGGGGACAUCUCAAACUAAUUGAAGAUAUGGACCUUUUCUGCAACUGCUGCUCUUACCCGAGUUAGUUACUAAGACACCCUGCGGUGAGCAGUUAAGAAUAGUAACCAGCCACCCCCAACAGGUCCAUUUUUAUCAGGCAGAACUGAUGAGGCAGCUUGCUAGGUGUAAAUCGCUUCCCUGGGGAUAGUUUCGGUUGUGGGCUAGCGCCGUUGUUGUAUGUAUAUUAAGAAUAAUUUAAUGAUUGGUCUUUCGGCUGUCAUUUCGUUACAUGUAUUUGUAUUGGGAGGCAUAAAUAUUGUGUAAUGUGUUAAACUAGCGUAUUGAACUAUCAGAAGAGCUGCUCUAGCUGUAACCAUCUUUGGAUAUCCUUGCGUUAGGCAAUGGAGAAGAUUAUGGCGUCGACACCAUAUUUAUCGGCUAAA
This is a messenger RNA of Setaria italica (foxtail millet), 1177 nucleotides long. RefSeq names its product nuclear transcription factor Y subunit B. The transcript has 8 exons. Bases 231 to 773 code for a protein of 180 amino acids. Gene Ontology annotation, cellular component: nucleus; CCAAT-binding factor complex. Gene Ontology annotation, biological process: regulation of transcription by RNA polymerase II. The record is from RefSeq and is a predicted model, not a curated record. Lineage: Eukaryota; Viridiplantae; Streptophyta; Magnoliopsida; Poales; Poaceae. Gene Ontology annotation, molecular function: RNA polymerase II cis-regulatory region sequence-specific DNA binding; DNA-binding transcription activator activity, RNA polymerase II-specific; protein heterodimerization activity.